Molecule: messenger RNA, 1996 nt
Organism: Funneliformis caledonium
Lineage: Eukaryota; Fungi; Glomeromycota; Glomeromycetes; Glomerales; Glomeraceae
Source: the annotation of a GenBank genome assembly
AUGUCAAAAUGUCACAAUAUACCAAUAAAACUUAUUUUAACUGGAGAACUUGUUUCUCACUUACAUUAUGGUGUAAAUACGCGAAAAUGGUGGGAAAAACAAACUAUAGAAAAUACUUUAGAAGUAAAUUUUUUAGUUCCUAUUCGCGUGAAAAUGAAAACUCAGGUAGAACUCAAUAAUAGAGUCUUUACAAUACAAGUAACUGAAGAGUUUGGAAGCCCUGGUUAUGUUUGUCAAAGUGAACAACUCAGCAGUAAUAUUGAAAACUCACCAUCCCAAGCAAUAUGUAAAUUAUAUCAAAAAAUAUUCAAAAAUUCCACGCGUUAUUCUGGAAACUUAGUAUUUGGCUUGAAAAAUAAAGAUAUUACAGAUCAGUUACUUAUGAACAUUCCUUUUCGUCCAUUUACAAUUCAAAUUGAUAAAUUUUCAAUUAUAAUAUAUGGGCUGGGUGUAUCUACAAACGAGAAUUAUUUAGGAGCAGGUCCAGGCUAUAUGUUCUCAUUUAUUCAUAAGUAUUCUCAAAAACGAUGUGUGUUUGUUCAAAAAAUAAGAGAAAAUGAUUGUAUUAUUCAAAUAUGGCAUGAAAAUGUCAAAUUAUUCGAAUAUGUAGGUAAUACAUCUGUAGAACAAUUUCGAGUACCAACCUGCAAGCCCAAUCAAUGGAAUAAUAAAAGCGUUAUGAUAUCAUUAUAUGAUUACCAUCUUAAAAGAAGAACUAUAAAGGCGGCAGAUUUGUUACAAUUUUUUAUUAAUUGGUCAACUGGUUGUACAGAUAUCACACCUUUUGGUAAUGAUAUAUCUCCUUACAAAUUUUGGACAAAAUCUGUAGAUCCUGCAGUUGAUCAAGCAUGUCUAAAAGAUCUUUAUCAAUCUGGAUUUUUGAGUCCGCAUCCAUUAAAUGUUAAACAUUCAGCAAAGACAUUUUGGAAUUAUUUUGCUGAAAAAAGAAAACCUAAACGCAUGAAAAUGGAUCAAAUAAAAGAAUCAUUGAUAGCCAAAGAUAUUGAAUUUGAUUCUAACAGUAAUAAAUCGAUGUUAGUAUCACUUUUAGAAAAACAAUUGAUGACUGAAAUGAUGUCAGAAUAUGAUCUAAUAUUUGCAUUAUACAUUCAUUAUAUCAAGACAUUGAAACAUCUACAUCCAAAAAAAUUGUCAGUAAUGAAAAUAUACAAGUGGACAUUAACUUCACGUAAUGCUAAUAGAAGUGACUGUUAUUCUGCAAGUGACAUGUUAAACGAGCUGAAUAAUAUGGCAAACAAAGGUGAAUUGGAGUUUGAAACAAUACCAAGACUUGAAACUAUCCAAAAUUGGAUCACCAGAUAUUCUGCAGCAUGCAAACGUGAAAUGGCUGAUAUUGUUUUGCAGCGUGAAGAGCAAAGCCAUUAUGAUUAUUGGAAACGCGAACAAUGGGGAAGCUUGCAUACUAUUCUUAAUGCAUUUCUACCAAAAAGCAAGGAACAUUACAAGGCAGAAGAUUUGAAAAAGUCUUUAGCGGGCUGUAAAAAAGACAUGGUGAACGUUGAGUUAUGGAAAGAAUACUCUGUAACACUCGGAAAUUUGGCUUAUGAAAUUCUAACUACUGGAAUACGUGCAGUAACCGGGGUGGUGGUAACCGAAUUCCCAAAGAAAAAAUCUUUGAAGCGAAAAACGUAUGAGCCUGAAGAAUCUGACGAAUCUGAUGAGAAAUCUGACGAGUUUGAAGAGUCUUAUGAGCCUAAACGAAGCAAAAGAAGAAAGAAUAAAACGGAUGAUAAACUCCCGAAAGAUAUCAAAAAAUGGUCUCCGGAUUAUGUUAAGAAAUUUCUCGAGUUUAGAAUGAAGGAUUUAGAUUUUAACGAAACCGAUGUCAAGAAAAUUCGCGAUCAAAAUCUUACUGGCAGAGCGUUUCUCCGAUUAACUGAAGACAAAUUAACUCGUAAGCCUGGUCUCUAUGAAUUAAAACCAAGUCUAGCAGAAUCAAUUAUGGAAUUAGUGGAAGAACUUAAUAAAAAAUUAG